Molecule: messenger RNA, 1752 nt
Organism: Carica papaya (papaya)
Lineage: Eukaryota; Viridiplantae; Streptophyta; Magnoliopsida; Brassicales; Caricaceae
Product: acyl-lipid (9-3)-desaturase
Biological process (GO): lipid metabolic process
Cellular component (GO): membrane
Molecular function (GO): oxidoreductase activity, acting on paired donors, with oxidation of a pair of donors resulting in the reduction of molecular oxygen to two molecules of water
Source: RefSeq, a predicted model, not a curated record
GCGCUUCUUUGCUUUUGUGGCCUGGCUAUAGCUGUACUAAAACCCUCUUCCUACUCCAUCCUGCCCUCUGCUUUUCCCCAUCCAAACCAGAACCACAAACCGACCAGGACCACCAUAAUCAUAAUCUCUCCUCCAAUGACCUGAUAUUUUCUCCGUACUAACUUCCUUUCACAACCCAGAAAGGAAGGCACGGACAAUUCCAAGUUUAGACUUGCUGGGUGGUUCCAGAUCUCGAUCGUGGUUCCUCCGAUCCGAUGGCCGACUCAAAGACGUACAUUUCGCAAGUAGAGCUUGCAGAGCACAAUCGAGUUGGAGAUCUGUGGAUAUCUAUACAGGGCAAGAUCUAUGAUGUCACGAACUGGGCUAAAACUCACCCGGGUGGUGACCUUCCCUUGCUGAAUCUUGCAGGCCAAGAUGUCACCGAUGCGUUUAUUGCUUUCCAUCCAGGCACUGCUUGGCAAUAUCUCGAUAAGUUCUUUACUGGGUUUUAUCUCGAAGAUUAUUCUGUCUCAGAGGUGUCAAGAGAUUAUAGGAAGCUUGUUUCGGAGUUUAAGAAAAAGGGCUUGUUUGAAAAGAAGGGGCACGGUGUGUGCUUUUCUCUUUGGUUCAUGGCAUUGCUGUUUGCUACAGGCGUUUAUGGUGUUUUGUGCUCCGACAGUUGUUUGAUUCAUGUGGGUUGUGGUGGCUUGAUGGGAUUUUUGUGGAUUCAGAGUGGAUGGAUUGGGCAUGAUUCUGGGCAUUAUCAGAUCAUGGUUAACCCAGGUUUAACUCGGGUUGCCCAGAUUCUUACUGGGAAUUGUCUUGCAGGGAUUAGUAUUGGGUGGUGGAAGUGGAACCAUAAUGCCCAUCAUAUUGCCUGCAACAGCCUUGAUUUCGAUCCAGAUCUUCAACACAUGCCUUUAUUUGCGGUAUCUUCAAAAUUCUUCCAUUCACUCACCUCUUUCUUUUACGAUAGGAAGAUGAAAUUUGAUUCUGUUGCUAGGUUCUUGGUUAGUUAUCAGCAUUGGACUUUUUAUCCUGUAAUGUGUUUUGCUAGAAUCAAUCUAUUUGCACAGUCAUUCUUGUUUCUGUUAUCCAAGAGGAAAGUCCCCCAUAGAGGACAAGAACUUCUGGGACUGCUUGUGUUCUGGAUUUGGUAUCCUCUGCUACUAUCUUGCUUGCCCAAUUGGGGGGAAAGACUUGUGUUUGUUGUUUCAUCUUUUGCUGUAACCGGAAUCCAACAUGUUCAGUUCUGCUUGAAUCAUUUUUCUUCAAGUGUUUAUGUUGGUCCACCUUGUGGGAAUGACUGGUUUGAGAAGCAAACCAUGGGAACCCUGGAUAUACAAUGCUCUUCUUGGAUGGAUUGGUUUCAUGGUGGAUUGCAAUUUCAAGUUGAGCAUCAUUUGUUUCCAAAGAUGCCUAGAUGCCAUCUUAGGAAUAUCUCGCCAUUUGUUGUAGAGCUUUGCAAGAAGCAUAAUCUGCCGUACAAUUGUGCAUCAUUUUGGAAGGCGAAUGCUAUGACAAUAUCCACUCUUCGAGCUGCUGCUCUGCAGGCUCGGGAUCUUUCCAAACCAUUUCCGAAGAAUUUGGUAUGGGAGGCUGUCAACACUCAUGGGUGAUAACGACAUCUAUCAUUUGGGAUCUUACCAAGUCAGCUUCCAUGAAUUGUUGGCUUUUCUGAAAAAUAAUCAUCAUCCAUCCUUGGAUUGUUUUUGUUGUAUGUAUACUAUUGAAGUUGUUCAUCAACUGUAGCUUGAGUUUUGCAGAGUUUGA